Choloepus didactylus (southern two-toed sloth) is the source of this 2523-nucleotide messenger RNA. RefSeq names its product methyl-CpG binding domain 4, DNA glycosylase (gene MBD4). NCBI's taxonomy places the organism in Eukaryota, Metazoa, Chordata, Mammalia, Pilosa, Megalonychidae. The transcript is spliced from 9 exons. The coding region runs from base 527 to 2152 and encodes 541 amino acids. Gene Ontology annotation, biological process: DNA repair. Gene Ontology annotation, molecular function: calcium ion binding; DNA binding; pyrimidine-specific mismatch base pair DNA N-glycosylase activity. Gene Ontology annotation, cellular component: nucleus. The record is from RefSeq and is a predicted model, not a curated record.
AUUCAUCAAUUGAUGGACAUUUCAAGCAUUUAUUAUUAAUACCCUGAUUCUCAGAUUCUAUAAUUCCAAACCAUGGCACCCCUUUAUAUUACAAGGGGCCAAAGCCUACAAAAAUACUGCCUCUAUUUGGGCUCCGAUUCACUUGGGUGCCUACAAACCCUCUGAAGAAGGGAGGACCUAUUCUUUGGUUGAGAAACUGAGGACUAAAGAUGUGGAGACCUGCCGAAAAUCCUACGAUUUCCAGGGGGGAAAAAGCAGAUCUAUAACUCAAGAUUCUGGGCCUAGUGAGCCAAACUAAGAAAUUCUGUGGCCAGAAUUCCGCAGCUCUGAGAUUUUUUCCCGGCGGUUCACAGGAAGAGGCCGAGCGAACUCGGCGCGGGCGGCGCUCAGCCAAUCAGCGCGGGCGAGUCCGUCGUCAUGGCAACGAGGUUGCCGCUCGCUACUCCUAAUACUUGUGAUUAGUGUUUUCCUGGUACCCCGCACCCCUGCGCAAGCAAGCAGGCUACACUCUUUUAGUACCGCGACCAUGGACCGCUGGGACCGUUCCAUUGAAACGUACGAGGCUCUGCUCAUGUCGCUGCUCGGGCUCUGCCAGUCUAAGCCCUCUGACAGCAAUGAAAGCUCCAGCAAAGUCCAUUCGUUCAACCCUGACCUGGUCAUUGCCCACUGCUUCAAGCGGUUCAAGCAGGAGGACUUCUCCCUGCCACAAAGUCGCCGCCGGAUCAUCAUUGUUCCUCACGUGGAAGAUCAGAUGCCCGUCAAUCCCAACCCCCAGCCCAGUUCUCCCCCAGUGUCCAUCCCCUGCUUCAAGACCCUGGAAGCUGAGGAUACACAAGAGCAGCCAGAGGACACAGAGACCUGGCUGAGCCAGAGGUUGAAGCUUCGGAAGGAACUGGAGUCAUUUGGCAACUUAGAGAGGUGGCUGAAGAACAAGCCCAGCUUCACGCCUUCAGAGGCCAAGGUCUUGAACAGGAUCCACCAGGAGCAUAAGGCCCAGAUGGAGGCCCUCUUGACUGCUACCAGGGCCACCAAGAAAAAAGGCUCCCGAACCUCCCGUCUCAUAGUGCCCCAGCUCCGACUGCCCAAGCCCCCUGCCCUGGCAGCCAUGUACGCCUACCUGCGCAGCCGCAAGAUCAAGAUCCUGGAGAUGUUCAGCAAGGCGGACCGAGGGGAGAACCAGAAGAUCAGCAGGGAGGAGUUCAUCACGGCUCUAAAGGCAGUCGGAGUCCCUUUGACCAACCAGGAGGUGGAGGAUAUAGUGAUCUACCUCAGCUCGCUGGGGAAGUACAACAGCAUCACCACGGAGAUCCUGGCCAACACCUACAAGCAGUGGUCUCUGGCUGUGCAGAGGAGCACCCUCCGAUCCAGAAGCGAGUAUUACAGCUUGGCCAAAGACAAAGCUUCCCCACAGAGUUUGUCUAAGAAGCAGAAGGUGAACUCAGCCCUGCAGCCUCCCAAGAUGGACUUGCUGACCGUGCCCGUGGUCGACACCCAGCAGGAGGCGCGGCCCAUGACCCUGGAGGAGAUGGAGGACGUUGGCAAGCGGUACCGUGAGAGGAGGCGGCAGUACAAGAUGACGAUCCCCUCCAUCCAGUACACAGAACGGUGCCGCCUGGUACGCAGUGGAAAUAAGCAGUUUGACCAGCACUGCCUCCCGUCCACCAUCUGCGGAGAGAUGGCCGAGCUGAUCGACGAGUCCCGCAGGGAGACCUUUCUGGUCUACCUGCAGUGCUGGAAGCUCUGUGAGUCCUACGGCCUCCCACUGACAGAGGACAUCCUCAUGAAAGCUCUGCUAUACCCGGGAGACAAGAUCAUUUACCAGAAAGAUCAGGUGUGCCCGAUCCGGCAGCCAGGAGGCUACUACUGCGACUUCAAGAUCUUCCCUCCAAACCUGGCUCUGCUGAGGUCCCAGGGGCUUGGCGAGGCUGCAGUGAAGAAGACUGACAAGAAAACACCAAAGAAAAUCAAGAAAAUAUACUUUAAGGAGUUUGAAGAGUUCACCAGGAAGCUGAAGGAGAAGAGGCCCAGUGGUCGGCAGAGAACCCACCCCAACUUCUUCUGGCCAGGCCACCUCCUGGACAAGCUGCAGCUCUACCUACCUACUGUGGCUAUAGAUAGGAGCCUGGCACUCUUCAGCUGUGUCCAGCCCUAGCCCCACAUUUACUCAGCUGCCUACCACUCCAACUAUUGGUGGCCCAUUAGGGACAUGAAAUACAUGGCCUGUGCCUAUCACGAUGCCCCCAAGGUCUACUACAUCAACUAGAGCAAACCAGGGGUUGCUGAACCCAGACAUCCUGGGGCUUCUGGGCUAGAACAGCUAGCAGCCCAAACCAUAGACAGGGGCAGGGGGCGGGUGGGAUGUCAAAGAGCCAGACAAAAACAAACAGUUUCAGUGGGAAGGCUCCCAGAGGCUGGCUCCCUCCAGACCAAAAUUGUCCAGGGUUUCAGAGGGUAGAUGUGUACAGGAAAAGAAGGGCAGUUUUUGAGGGUUUCCCUCCCUGCCCUUUGUCCUUUUGAAAUAAA